AUGGAUGCUUCACGGCUGGUCGAGCUCCGACACGGCGACGGCUCCAUCAGCAGCAGUAUAUUCGGCUACUCAGUUAUGCCCACCUGUCGCGAGGUUGCCUGCCCCGCCGGUUGCCGCUGCACGGUGUCGCCGACGGCGCGCUCCGGCCAGCCGCUGCGCCAGGUGGUCUGUCGCCAGCGGGACCUGGCCGCCCUCCCCGACGCCCUGGACAACGGCACGCAGCUACGUGUCCUCAGCCUGGCGCGCAACCAAAUCCGCACCGUUUACCGGGACACGUUCCGAGGGCUGGGCCGGCUGCGGGAGCUGGUGCUGGCCUCCAACCGGAUUAGCUUUAUGGAGGAGGAGACGCUGGCCGAGUGUACAGCGCUGACGGCCCUCGACCUCAGCGGCAACCUCCUGACAGCCCUGCCGGCCGCGUGGUUCCGCCCGCUCGUCAACACCACCACGCUCAAUCUGUCGUACAACCGGCUGCAUCACGUGGCCGCCAACGUGUUCGGCGCGAUGGCCGCGCUGCGCUGGCUCGACCUGACCGGCAACCAGAUCCUGAGCCUGGACGCGGGAGCGCUGCGAGGUCCGACCGCUCUCGCCAUGCUCAACAUCAGCCGCAACCGGCUAGCGGUCGUGCCUUCCGCGGCGCUGAGCGGCGCCGCCGGUCUCGACCUCGUCAACCUCGGCGGUAACCCGCUGACCAAGAUAGAGGCCGGUGCCUUUAUCCGCCUGGACGUGCGGGAGCUGCAGCUGGCGGCGCUGCCUGAGCUGCAGCUGAUCGACGACGGCGCCUUUACCGACCUGCCGCGGCUGGCCGUACUGUGGCUCUGUGACAACACGGCACUGCGCUACGUGGCGCCCGGGUUUGUGGCGCGCGCGCCAGCGCUCCGCCGCCUCCUGCUGCACAACACCAGCCUGGCGAGCCUGGCCGGCGCCCGUCCGUCCGGGACGCUCGUGCUGCGCCAUGUGCACGAGGCUGACGCUGGUCGUUACUGGUGUCUGGCGGAGAAUUCGCGCGGCUCCGAUAACACCUCGGUGCUAGUGCGCGUCCAGGAGAUGGACAUCCACCUGUUCGCUACCGGCGUCUCGUCGCGCUUCGUCACCCUCGUGUGGAACGGCACGGCGCGUAACAACUUCCCUCAGUACGAGCUGAUGUACCGCGCGGUGGCGGACGACUCAGCCGAGAGCGGCGCGGCGGAGGGCGGCGACUACCUGUCGCGCACCGUCACGCCCUUCAGCCGCUCAUACACCAUCAGCGCGCUCCAGCCAGACACGCGCUACCAGUUCUGUCUCAGCUACCACGACCGCCACGGCCGGCCCGUACGUAUCUCGUGCACGCACGUGCGCACGCGCGACGCCAGCUUCAUGUCACAGGGCAUCCGACGGGAGUGGCCGGCAGCGGCGGCAGCUGUGGCCGGUGUGGCGGUGUUGGUGUUGGCCGGUCUGACGCUGCUGGCCGUGGCGGCGCGCCGCUACCGCAGCCGACUCUACGACGACGUCGACAAAGACACGGCCAGCAUCCCGCUGGAGAACUUCUACAGUCCGCUCAUCAGCCAGCCGGGCAGCAGCUGA
Pollicipes pollicipes is the source of this 1560-nucleotide messenger RNA. Its product is annotated as chondroadherin-like protein. The transcript is spliced from 4 exons. Gene Ontology annotation, molecular function: protein binding. Gene Ontology annotation, cellular component: plasma membrane. The record is from RefSeq and is a predicted model, not a curated record. The coding region runs from base 1 to 1560 and encodes 519 amino acids. Lineage: Eukaryota; Metazoa; Arthropoda; Thecostraca; Pollicipedomorpha; Pollicipedidae.